UGAAGUGGAGCAAGCGCGACGCUAGCGGUUGUAGGGCCGAAGGGACUGGCGACAGCGGCGUCGCCAUGUCGCACGGCCACAGCCACGGUGGGGGCGGUUGCCGCUGCGCUGCCGAACGGGAGGAACCGCCCGAGCAGCGUGGCCUGGCCUACGGCCUGUACCUGCGCAUCGACCUGGAGCGGCUGCAGUGUCUAAACGAGAGCCGCGAGGGCAGUGGUCGCGGGGUCUUUAAGCCGUGGGAGGAGAGGACCGACCGCUCUAAGUUUGUUGAAAGUGAUGCAGAUGAAGAGCUUCUGUUUAAUAUCCCAUUUACAGGCAGUGUCAAGCUCAAAGGCAUCAUUAUAAUGGGAGAGGACGAUGAAUCACACCCCUCUGAAAUGCGACUGUAUAAGAACAUUCCACAGAUGUCCUUUGAUGAUACCGACAGGGAGCCAGACCAGACUUUCAGUUUGAACCGGGAUCUUACAGGAGAAUUAGAGUAUGCUACAAAAAUUUCUCGUUUUUCAAAUGUCUGUCAUCUGUCUAUUCAUAUUUCAAAAAACUUUGGAGCAGAUACCACAAAGGUCUUUUAUAUUGGUCUGAGAGGAGAAUGGACUGAGCUUCACCGACAUGAGGUGACUAUUUGCAAUUAUGAAGCAUCAGCCAACCCAACAGACCACAAAGUCCAUCAGGUUACCCCACAGACACACUUCAUUUCUUAG
Chrysochloris asiatica (Cape golden mole) is the source of this 701-nucleotide messenger RNA. RefSeq names its product PITH (C-terminal proteasome-interacting domain of thioredoxin-like) domain containing 1 (gene PITHD1). The transcript has 6 exons. The coding region runs from base 66 to 701 and encodes 211 amino acids. The record is from RefSeq and is a predicted model, not a curated record. Gene Ontology annotation, cellular component: nucleus. Lineage: Eukaryota; Metazoa; Chordata; Mammalia; Afrosoricida; Chrysochloridae.